CGCCUUGGACUUAACGAAAACAUCAUAGCCGAACGCCAUCUCAGUGUCGCAUAGCAGCAAGCCAUGGACUCUUAUACUCUGAAACAUACGUGGCCGCUUGUGUGCUAAUAGAAACGAGCUGGCUCAUCUUCAAUCUGCUUAGAGAUUGGUCAUCUACUCUUCUCAUGUUGCAUUGCUCAAUAUAGAGUCUCUUCUGCGUCUUCUUCACCAUGUCUUCAGUCUUCACCAUCAAAGAGCACAUCAUCGACGCGUCUCAUAUACGAGAGUUCCCACGCGCCCUAGCGAAUUCGCAGGAAGAUGUUCUCAAGCUCGCCGUCAAAGAAUACAUUCCCAAAGACAAUCCGAACCCUCAACCCGGCGACGUGACCAUCCUGGGAGCCCAUGCCAACGGCUUCCCCAAGGAACUCUACGAGGCACUCUGGGAGGAUCUCCACGCGCAUGCGCGCCGUCAUGGCUUCCGCAUCCGUUCUAUUCUGAUCGCCGACGCCGCCUGGCAAGGCUAUUCGGGCGUGCUCAACGAAGACAAGCUCGGCAACGACCCAGGCUGGCUGGACCAUCCGCGCGACAUGCUGCAUCUCGUCAACACGCUCCGGCCGCCCCGCCCCCUCGUCGGCAUCGGCCAUUCCUUCGGCGGCAACGCCGUCGCCAACCUAGCCCUCUCCCACCCGCGGCUCUUCACCGCUGUCGUCCUCCUCGACCCCGUCAUUUCCAAGUGGUCCGCCUCCGCCAAGGGUUUCGUCAACGCGUCGCCCGCCGCCAGCUCCGCGCGUCGCCGCGACCUCUGGCCCUCCCGCGAAGCCGCCGCCACCGCCUUCCGACGAAACCCGUUCUAUUCCGCCUGGGAUCCGCGCGUCCUCGCCUCGUGGGUGGAGCACGGCCUGCGCGAGACCCCGACGCCGAGGUACCCGGGCCAAGCCGACGCCGGCAAGGUCACCCUCACCACGACCAAGGACCAGGAGGUCUUCACCUACUUCCGUCCCAGCUGGAACGCCUAUGACGCCGAAGGAAAGAACCUCCUGCGGCCCGAGCUCGUCCCGGACAUGGACCCGUCGCUCAACGAGCGUUACUACACGUUCCCCGUGUACCGAGCGGAAGGCGCCAGCACCCUGGCUAGGUUACCGACCCUGCGCGCCCCGGCAAUGUACAUUUUCGGCGCCGAAAGCGAUCUAUCGACGCCCGAGCUAAGGGAGGAGAAGAUGCGCGCCACGGGGGUUGGCGUGGGAGGGAGCGGCGGCGAGGCGAAGGGCAGGGUCGAGGAAGUGACCCUCGAGGGCAAGGGUCAUCUGAUCCCCAUGGAAGUUCCCAACGUUUGUGCCGAACACUCGGCGAGGUGGAUUGCCAAGGAGCUACAGGUGUGGAGGGCAGAGCAGGCCGAGUACGAGGCGUGGGCGAAGCGUAGCCGGGAGGAGAAGACGACGCUCACAGGCGAGUGGCAGAGAUACCUGGGGAGGCCAGAGCGGCCGGACAGCAAGAAGGGGAAGGCCAAGAUUUGAGGAGCGCUAGAGUACCUUAUGACUACGGAAGUGCCAGUAUCCAUUACAUUAUCAUCGUAGAGUUUCGCCGAUGAAAUGAGGCGGUCGGUCGGUCACGUCCUUAGUUCGGAAGGUGGCGCCAAUUAAUAUGUUAGAUGCCCACAGCCACCUUAUCGAGACAAGCUGUAUUAUAUUAGACGCGUGGAGUACCUUAUUUCUAUAUAUCUAUACUUAUUUCCCCUUAUUUUUCCUAAUACUUAGAUAUCCCCG
Sodiomyces alkalinus F11 is the source of this 1742-nucleotide messenger RNA. Its product is annotated as alpha/beta-hydrolase. The record is from RefSeq and is a predicted model, not a curated record. The coding region runs from base 210 to 1493 and encodes 427 amino acids. NCBI's taxonomy places the organism in Eukaryota, Fungi, Ascomycota, Sordariomycetes, Glomerellales, Plectosphaerellaceae. The transcript has a single exon.